Bacillus rossius redtenbacheri is the source of this 3356-nucleotide messenger RNA. RefSeq lists its product as uncharacterized. The coding region runs from base 101 to 2095 and encodes 664 amino acids. The record is from RefSeq and is a predicted model, not a curated record. Gene Ontology annotation, cellular component: plasma membrane. Gene Ontology annotation, biological process: triglyceride biosynthetic process. The transcript has 8 exons. Lineage: Eukaryota; Metazoa; Arthropoda; Insecta; Phasmatodea; Bacillidae.
CCUUUCCCCGGGUCCAGCGGCGCUGUGCCGCUAGUCGGCUCCGCGGGCGGCCAGUGCGCCGGUUCACGUCCAGACAUGUCCGCGUGGCGGCCCCCAGGCCAUGAGCUAUAGGUGGAGGCGCGUGAGGGCGCGCUCUGUGUGGCGGGAGAUGGCGGCUAAGGGCCUGCGCGGACUGGCGGAGCUACGCGCCCUGCUGGGACUGGCGGACGCGCUGUGCACCCUCGCGGCCUUCCUGGCGGCCGCCCUGCUGGCGCCCCUGCUCGCGCUGCUCAGCUGCGUGGUGGAAUCGGGCCGGAGCGCGUGCGCGCGCAGGCUGCAGGCGCGCCGCCCGGAGCUGCGCGUGGUGCGAGACACGACGGUGCGCUCCGCCAUGGACACGCACAGGAACCAGGGAGUGGUCACCGCCUUGCUGGAGCUGGAGGGUCGCUGCGACCUGGCGCGCGUCCGGGCCUGCCUGCAGGACGAGAUCCUGGACCAGAAGAACGCCGCCGGCGAGCUGCGCUUCCCCCACCUCAGGAUGGCCCUGGGCACGAGGACCACGAUGCUGCUGGCCAAGCACUACGUCUGGCGGCCGGUGGCGCGCUUCUCCCUGGACGACCACCUUCUGCUGGGCAGCAACUUGUUCCGCGGCCGGCCCGUGUCCGAGCUCAACAUACAGGAGUACGUGAGCGAGGUGGUGUCCAAGUACCUGCCGCCGGAGCUGCCGCCCUGGCAGGUGGUGCUGCUACCGCGCGCCGGCCAGGACGAGCGCUACUACCUGGUGGUGCGGCUGCACCACCUCCUGCUGUCGGAGGGCGGCCUGGGGCUGGGGCAGCUCCUGAGGCCGGUGUGGCCCUCGCGGCUCGACGAAGACGACGAGAACCCUUCUCCGGGGGAGGAGGAGUUCCCGAGCCCCUUCGCGGACCUCGCGCCGCCGCUCGUCGCCUGCCGGACCCUGGCCCGCGCCACCGGGGACUGGCUCGCCGCGGCGUGGGCGGGCUUCGCGCGGGACCACGACCCCGUCGAGAACGUGGACCUGCUGAAGAAGCGGCCCCGGCUGUUGGGUUUCGCGGCCGCCCUCGUCGCCGCCUGCGUGGCCUGCGUCCGGGACCGCCGCGGCCUCGCAGCGGUGGCCGCAGAGUUCCGGAGCCGGCGGUGCACGCCGGGGUUCCUGUGUCGGGCUGCCUUCAACUCGUGCCGCCCUUCCAGUGUGGUCCGCGGCGCGGCCCGCCUCGCGUGGCUCGCCCUGGGACUGCCCGUGGUGGCAGUCCGGCUGCUGAGGGCGCUCGCUCGGCACUGCGCUCUCACCCUUGAGGCCGCUUCAGAGGCCUGGAGCUACUGCAAGCUGGUGUACACGGCGCCGAGGAUCCUGCUGGAGGACCUGUUCCUCGCGCAGAAGGGCGCGCGGCACCACCUGCAGACGGUGUCGCUGUGCGGCAGGAAGGUGGUGGCCUGGUCGCCGCCCGUGUCGCUCGACCUCGUCCGGAGGCUGGCGGCCGUCGCGGACGCCACGCCCAGCGAGGUGCUGCUGGCGGCAACAGCGGGCGCGCUGCGCGAGUACUUCCGCCAGCUGGGGCUGGCCGCGCCCGACAGCGUGCAGUGCGCGGCGCGCUCCGUGCCGCGCCUGACGGGCGCCGCGACGCGCGGCCUGGUGUGCCUGCCGCUGCCCACCGGGGCCCGCGGCUGCUCGCUGCUGGCGGCAGUGCGAGGCGCGACGCGCGAGGCCCGGCGGCGCCAGGCGGCCCUCCACCUCUUGUCCUCGUGGCUGCCCGAGGGCGGGCUGCUGCCGCGCCUGCUGCCCGCCGCGCUCGUCCGCCUGCUCAUGAACCACGUGACGCGCCGCUACGCCGUCACGCUGGCCGAGGUGGGCCCGCAGACGCAGUGCGUCUCCGCCUGGGGCCACGCCGUGCGCCAGCUCGUGUACUGGCGCCCGCCGCAAGGGAACAUAUGCAUGGCGCUGACGUUGAUGCAGUACGGACACUCGGUCCACCUGGGCGUGAUGACAGACGCACUGCUGUCGCCCCAGCACGCCUUCAUCGCCAGUGGCUUCCAGCAGCAGAUAGCCGAGCUGGCGAGCGCCUCUGGGGUGCAGAGAGACCGCGCCCCCAGCAGCUAGCCAUCCCUGACAUCCCUGCCCUAUCUCGCACUGCUAGUUCGCUUUAUCUUCGCAUCCUCACCUGCUGUAACACCCUAUACUCUACUGCUAUCUCGCUUUAUCUUAUACUCACAGAUAGACCACUCUUAUCCCCAGCUGCCAGCAUGCUUUAUCUUGUCCUGCUUUUUUUUCUUAGCGUACACCUGCUAGUACACCCUAUCCACAGCUGCUAGCUCACUUUAUCCUCUUAUUCUCAACUCCUAUCACACUAUUCUAAACUGCUAGCUCGCUUUAUCUUAUCUUUUUUGCUAGCCCAUCCUGUCCCCUUCUGCAAUUAUGAUAAUCUAAUAUCCUCACCAAUCCCCAGCUUAUAGCUCACGUAUUAUAAACCUAACCUGCUAAUCCACUCUUUCCUCAGCCGUUAGCUCACUUUAUUCUCUUAUUCUCACCACUUAUACACUCUUUCUCCAGCUCUUAUCCUCACCUGCUAUCCCAUUCUGUCCUCAGCUGCUAGCUCGCUUUAUCUUCUUAUUUCCACCCGUUAGAUCAUCCUUUACAUAGCUGCUAGCCUACUAUUUACACUGACAUUUAGGCUGCCUUAACUCCAAAUGUUCGCCCAACACAUUCCUUGAUGCUAGCCCAGUUUAAAAAAUCUGAUAGUUGUUGAGCAGGUAGUUCGUCCUACCAUCAGUUGAUAGCCCAACCUAUUCCAGUUUCCCAAUGCCAGGUGUCUGUGAGUCACGCGCGAGAAGUUUCCCUGCUGAUGAACGCACGACAGAACCCUGCGAUAAAUAUUAAUGACUGGAUAAACUCAAAUAAGAGCCCGAGCGUUAACCACAUAUGUUCAGUACUGUAGAUAUGUAUAUAUCAAGAAGACUGAGUGAAGCAUGCAACCCAAUAAAUUUGAAGAAGCUGAAGGAGAAAAAUGUACACAAUUUUAUGUCAUGAAUAGUUGUCACCAUUACUUUAGUUAACUUUACACACAAAAUAUUGUAAUCAUAUUUAGGAGAUUUUAAAAAAUCACUUUCAUUUAAGUGUAAUUAAAAUUAAUAUUUUGGUUCUUAGAUAACAUUUUCUCCUGUCAUACUUUUCCUUAGUACAUUCUUGUAAAUCUUUGGUAUUAUGUUUUACUAACUUUUUUUUCAAGUUGUGGAGUGCCGGUUUAUUAGGUUGAAAAUGAAACAAUAAGCUCUGCCUUUUAGGUUAAUGUCAUUAUCCGUGUCAUGUUUCAUAGCCGAUACGAAAACCACUCGUUGUUAGAAUAAAUAUUAAGUGGAUAUAA